Molecule: messenger RNA, 1361 nt
Organism: Lecanosticta acicola
Lineage: Eukaryota; Fungi; Ascomycota; Dothideomycetes; Mycosphaerellales; Mycosphaerellaceae
Source: the annotation of a GenBank genome assembly
AUGGCAGCCGCUCGCAAGCCCAUCCUGAUCUCUGGCGCGGGCCUGGCUUCCCUCCUCUUGGCCCGAUCCUUGGUCCGCUCGGCGAUCCCCUUCGUGGUGUUCGAGAGGGAUGCAUCGAUUUCCUUUCGCGCACAGGGCUACCGCCUCCGGCUGUCGGCCGAAGGCCUCGACGCCAUCGAAGAAGUCUUGGGUCCCUCACCCAACGGAUUUCCGAGAUUCUGGGACCGCUGCGGCAAGACGGGCGGCGCCAAGGGGUUUGCCGGGAUCGAUGCCAUCACGGGGGAGGAGAUGAGUCCUGACGCGCCGAGGGUGAAUGACAACAAGAAUAAUAAUAAUGGACCUCCGCGGGAUGCCGGUGGCGUGGGAGGCAAACCGCCCAACAAGGAGAUUCUCACGUCGCGCGAGGGCAAGACGGUCGGCAUCUCGCGGGGCGACAUGCGCGCGCUGUUUCUCGAGGGCUGCGAGGAGCACGUGCAAUGGGGCCACCAGGUCACCGGGUACGAACUCACGCCGCAUGGCGUGCAGGCCGUUUUCAAAGACGGCAGUAAGUCGGUCGAGGGGGAGAUGCUCGUGGGCGGCGAGGGCAUCUAUUCCCAGGUCGCGAAGCAGGUCUCCCGGGGGAAGCUGAAGACCUUUGACACCGGCGCGAGGGGCAUCCACGGGCAAGCGCCGACGACAGCCUUCCGCGCUCUGGGCGAGGGCGUCUGGCGCAUGGUCGAUGAUUCCAAGGCGGGCGGGCGAGUGUUUGUCAUCACGAACGUGCGGCCGGGCGAUAUGGACGACCCCGAGAUCCAAUUCGGGUGGACCAUGGGCGGCCAGCCUGGGGUCAUCAAGCCGCCGAACGACGAUUUCGCCAUCAUCGGGAAGCCCGCCGCGGAUAUCGCAAAGGAAUUGUCUAAGAACUGGGCCCCGAAGAUCAGGCCGUUGUUCGAGCAGAUGGACGAGGAAAAUGCGGCCUUUUGGAAGAUUACCUGCUCGACGCCCUCUGGCGUGCCGGAGUGGGAGAAUGAGCCGCGCGUGACGGUCAUUGGCGAUGCGGUGCACAGCAUGACCCCAGCAGGCGGUACGAUAUCCCCCUUCAUCAUCAUUUGCACCAUGAACAAGAAACACGACAAUUGACUGACUUUUUUCUUCCCCCUUUGCACAUUGCAGGUAUAGGCGCCAACACCGCCGUUCGCGACUCCGCCCUGCUGGGCAGACUGCUCGCCAAAUCCCAGGGCUGGGCCGACGGGGUGACGGCAGAGUACGAGAGGGAAAUGCGCGUGUACGCGAGCGCAGCGGUCAAGACCAGCUAUGGCAUGGCCACGGGGCAAUUUGGCAUCGAAAUUGACGAGGAGAACGGCCCGACAGUCGGCGGAUGA